Mustela erminea (ermine) is the source of this 707-nucleotide messenger RNA. It is a transcript of the gene GNG3, whose product is annotated as G protein subunit gamma 3. Gene Ontology annotation, biological process: G protein-coupled receptor signaling pathway. Gene Ontology annotation, molecular function: G-protein beta-subunit binding. Lineage: Eukaryota; Metazoa; Chordata; Mammalia; Carnivora; Mustelidae. The transcript is spliced from 3 exons. The record is from RefSeq and is a predicted model, not a curated record. The coding region runs from base 480 to 707 and encodes 75 amino acids. Gene Ontology annotation, cellular component: heterotrimeric G-protein complex.
CUCCACAGCCGGCGAUGUCACAGGUCCAGACCACCCCAUUUAAGGGGGUGGGGGGGGAGUCGGCCUGGGCCUCUGCUCUUUCCAGGUUCCUCCUAGUCUGGAUUCAGAAUGCCUGCAAUGGGGGAAGGGCAGCUAGUGAGACAGUUCACAGUGGGGGUGUGCGCAGGGGCUGCAGUCACCAGCCAGGCUCCCCCACUGGUCAGGCAGUUGGUAUGCUCCAGGAUCUGAGCAGCUCCUUCCAGCAUCCUUCAUCCUUCAGGUACCAGCGUCUGGGCAGUGCCUGAGCUGCCGGAACUGGGACUAGCCCCCGGCAGACCUCUGACCUGACCUCCCCAGUGGACUUCUUUGUAUCAGCUGCUUCUGCUGCUGCCGCAGGUCUUUUCAGCUGCAACUCCCUGCAAGGUGGGGCACCCAUCUCAGGCAGCUUUUGUGCACCCCACUGACAACUCCCCAGGGCUGCUGCUGCCUGUGGCCUCAGGAUGAAAGGGGAGACCCCUGUGAACAGCACUAUGAGUAUUGGGCAAGCCCGCAAGAUGGUGGAACAGCUUAAGAUUGAAGCCAGCUUGUGCCGGAUAAAGGUGUCCAAGGCAGCAGCAGACUUGAUGACUUACUGUGAUGCCCACGCCUGUGAGGAUCCCCUCAUCACCCCUGUGCCCACUUCGGAGAACCCCUUCCGGGAGAAGAAGUUCUUCUGCGCCCUCCUCUGA